UGUGACCGCUGUUGUACUGACGAUAUCGGCGACUACAGCUACGGGCGAGCGGGCAUGCGGAUGACGGUGGCGGUGGCUACAGUAUUGAAUCAACAUCCGCGCACGAACCAUCGCCUCCGUUGACCGAAUAUAACUAUUUCUACGUCUACUAUUAUUAUUAUUAUUAUUGUUGAUAUCAUUCCGUAUUCACCUAGUCCUAAAUAUUAUCACAUAAUAUCGUAGUAUUUCACCAGUUAAAAAUGAAGACCACUCGAUUUUCAGUCAGCGCGCUAAUAGUAAUGUCACUCCUAAUAACCGGAUGCCUUUGCAGACCACAGGAUUCCAAUAGUAAAUCAUUAAAGGAAUCCGUCCCGGGUGGAGCCAAACCGCUGGAAAGUGUGACCGGGCCGACGAUUCCGUCCAACCGGAUGGACAGACUUCAGAAGCCCUCACAAGUGUUGAACAUGGGUUUCGACGAGAUCGUCGUCGAGUCAAACUUACAAGUGCACAACCGAGCUGGAUCUAAAAACAAAUCAAAAAUCAUGCUGCCUUCUAACUCGACGGCUACUUCGAUGCAAACCAGCAAAUCGGCCAGAUCGUUAUUGGUGUGACGCGUGCGCCGACGUAUUUACAACUAAAACUAUAUAAACAUUAAACACAGAUAUAUAAUAACAUAAUGUACCUAUACCUGUCUUAAUAUUAUUUAACAUAAGCCACGCACAAUGUUUUAACCCGGAUAAUGUAUUUUUAUUCAAAACGCAUCGCGUUUCGAUCUACGUUACGUUCAACAAUUAAUGCACCGAACAUGUUUGCAAUAAUAAAAUAAUAUAAUUUAAUAUA
Rhopalosiphum maidis (corn leaf aphid) is the source of this 819-nucleotide messenger RNA. RefSeq lists its product as uncharacterized. NCBI's taxonomy places the organism in Eukaryota, Metazoa, Arthropoda, Insecta, Hemiptera, Aphididae. The transcript is spliced from 2 exons. The coding region runs from base 240 to 590 and encodes 116 amino acids. The record is from RefSeq and is a predicted model, not a curated record.